AAUUACAAUGCUUGAAGGAAUCAUGGGACAAACGUCCAUAUGCUUGUUAUGCAGUCAGAACAGCCAUGACGAAGUAUUCCGUGCUGCCAAUCCAUUUAUGGAAUUAAAUUUUGUCGAUACGAUUGGCAGCGCUUCUGUGCAAUCAGUCUCUCAUGCAAAGUCUUCACCAUCAGUAUCAAUGCUCCUUGAGUCGGUCGGGAAAUCAAGUCUGGAGUCAACUUCUUCAAUCCCUGUUUUCACUUCUCUUAAUCUGUUGCCACGUUCAGUGCCAACUGAGAAGAAAACCGAUGAACACAGUGACAUUUCAAACUUUGAGAAUGAGGAAAGCAGCCAACGGAAAGCUAGGAAGUUCCCGAAGAUCAUAUUCGUGAUAGACAUGGAGCUACUUGGAUACAGUGAUGAAGUGACUCUAACUGCACAGACGACUGUGAACGUUUCAAGUUUUGACGAGUUGUCAAAUUCUUAUAGAAUUGCAGGGAUACACAGGAACAGCAUACCACGGGGAGAGGUAUAUGCUUCGCAUUCGUUUCAUCUCCCUAACAUAUUGCAAGCUGCUGGCGAAGUCCUGACUGAUAUACGGUACGAAGUCGAUAGUGCAACUGCUGAUUAUAUACCGUUAUGGCGAUUGGGUAUUGAGAAGCUCGCAUACGACAUUGAUGCGUGUCUUCGCCGGCAAGUGUCGUUAAGAAAAGCGGAUUUUCCUUUGUAUGCAACACAAAACAAAUCUGGAGUAAUCGCUACUCUUCAUCUAAUUCGUCGGAUUGCAACGGGACGGACUGAAUCAUUGAAUUUAUUCGUAAAGGGAUGGAAGCACAUCCUGAUUAAACCAUUGAAUCUUAGAUUUGGUCUUCUGUUUUCUACGUCAAAUGAUGCUAUGCUUAAAAGCUGCUGAAACUAAACUUGACGACAAUGACGCUAAUGGUGCUAGUAAUCAUGGAAGCAGCAGACAAGAACAUUAGCUGUUUGCUGAGAACUCUCUAGAGAAAACUCUUAAAGUCGUGUCUGAGUGGAUGCAUGUAAACCAUUAUCGCUCAAAGGGUGUCUUCGCAGAUGAGCUGAAGUUGUGGGAUACUAUUCUUGAGUGUCUGGCACUAUCUGUCACUUUGCAGCAGACGUGGCAUCGUUUGGUGCAGGCAAAUUGAGUUAUCGUUUACAGCAGGUUCGAUUUUGAUGGCAUACGAGUUUUUAUAAUUAUUAUUCUUGUACCUUGAGGUUGACGUAGAAAUGUUAUUUGACGCAUCUAAUCAGGUUAUUUUGCAUGCCGCCAUUACUGAAGUCUUCCAAGCAAUAUUAGAAAAUACAGUAGAUCGAUGACUGAAGGAUGAAGAAUAUCUAAAGAAGAGUGUCGAUAGUCUAAUGAAAACGUUUAUAUCAAGACCGUACCACUGCCACUUCUCUACCAACAUGUUGGAGUUGAUCUUGAUAAAAAGCUGUCCUAAAUCAGAUCUUCUCUUUCCAGAAAGAGAUAGAGAAUGGUUUGAGCAUCUCCUGUCAUGGCCAGUGUGGUCUACCUAUUUUCGUCUCAUUGGUAUUGUUACUCAAGUCAGGUAGCUGGUAAACUGUAUAGCGAUUUUUGCUAUUUAGGCUGUAAUAAUAUGAGAAGACUUGGAGUAGUAUGCAACGAACUUAUCUCAAAGGCUGAAUCACUGUUGGUUGAAUUAGUAAAUGCGUUGAAAACCGGUGUGAUAACGGUAUCUGAGACUAAAAAGCCAAUGCAAAGAUCAAAAUGCUUCCUUAACCUGUUCAAGUCACAGGACGAUCAGCAAAGCAGUCAGAAGAUUACACGGAUGCUGAAACGUAUCUGGGCUAUCAUACUAGAGAAAUAGAUCGUUAUGAUGAAGAACGGCGUUUGCUUAGCCACUUUGUAAGCAUUUAUAGUCUAGUCGGUGGGGCCGUUCUGAAGACUUGGAUCAACUGACUCAUAGCAUUACUGCAGAUGUAAAAAUACGAAAUCUUAGACAACAAAGUGCUGACCAGUCUUCAUCAGUGUCUUGUUUUGCGAUACCCUCGGGUUGUCAUCAAUAUAUUGAGCUUACUUGGAGAGCUCGCAGGAGUUAUAUCUUUAGUAAGCUUUGGAAAGAAAAGAGAAACGAAGUAGCUCGGUUACGUAGCCACAAGCAGUCACCCCCUAGGCUGUCGGAGAUCAUCGAAAUGAUAUGGGAGCCUGUUAGGCGUCAGUGGUAAACAAUUUGCGACCAAUUUUUAAGCGGCAGUAUUUCCUUAGGGCUAGAGUCAGAUUUGUUUUGUAAUCCGGUGAUUAAAAAUUAUUUUCUUGAAGAAGAACUGCAUUGUAUUGGUGUUUUCUACGAACGGAAAGAGGACACCGAAUGGAAGCAACAACGUAGGAAACAAGUAGAACAAUGCAGCUUAUUAAAAAUUACUAUUGACGCAACACAAACUUUGAAGCAAGUGAUGUCUUCAUUACAAAUACGUCAAGAUUUCAAAGAGAUUGAUUAUUAUAGCAGGCAGGUUAGCCGUUUACUUCUAAUCAGUGAUCGGAUUACUAGCUGCAUUGGCAAGGAUUGUUCAUUUGCAUGCAGGACCUGCCUGAGUUUCUCCAACAGCUAAAACGAAUGCGUGCCGAUGACUUAGUAUCUGCUGGCGGUUUUCUAGCUUCUUUGACCUGUGAGGAUACUGCUUAUUUGAAAUCGUUCACCGAUUCUCAGAAUUUAGUUCAACGGCACCGACGGAAUAUCAAGGAAUGGACAGAGCUAGAGACUCUUGUUGAAAGAGCAGGCGAAAUAGCAGGCAUUACGAGGCAAAUGGAGAGGUUUAUGACAAAGCGACACAUUUACUUGCUGCUUGUGCCGGAUUCGCUCCGUUCCUUUUUGAUGUAAAGGAUGACAUCACAUUUAAAUCAUUUGAAGUAUGCUGUACCAGAGUAUUGACGUCAUUCCGUCGUGACAAGGAUUUAAUACAGAAAUGGAAAUCCAGUGAGCGGUUCUUUGAAGCAUUAAUAAGUCUGACAGAUUCUUUUAGGAGCGCAUAAAUCUAAUCAUACUCUCAACUUUUUAUGAGUAGCCUAGAAACUGCCGGUUCUGACGCAGUUGACAUCGAUAUAUCAUGCUGUAUGGUAUACUUUACCAGCUACGUCUUUAUUGUAGUGGCAGUCAAGAGCAAGGUGGUUGUCAGCUAGUUUUACAGCUUAUGCAUUUAUAAUAUCCAGUCGAGUGACAAACGAUAGACAAGUUAUUUAAAUGAGUCUGAA
Messenger RNA from Corticium candelabrum, 3208 nucleotides. RefSeq lists its product as uncharacterized. The record is from RefSeq and is a predicted model, not a curated record. The transcript has 8 exons. NCBI's taxonomy places the organism in Eukaryota, Metazoa, Porifera, Homoscleromorpha, Homosclerophorida, Plakinidae. Bases 8 to 892 code for a protein of 294 amino acids.